UCUGAACGGCGGCGGUCGCCGCCAUAUUGCAGAGCUGUCAGCGGCGGCAGCGCUUGGCGCCUCGUCCCCGGCAGCGCCGUGAGCAGCACGGGGUGGCCCCGCAGCGCUUGCUGCCCCGCUGCGAAGGGGGAGCUGCGCGGCGGGGGGGCGGGAACACGACAUCGCCUCGCCCCACGAGGAGCGGAGAGCACCGCGCCCAGCACCCUACCCCGGGGUCCCGUCCCCCCCUCCGCCCGACGCCGCGGCGCGGCCACCCCGCUCACGGCGGAGCGGAACCCCAGAAGGGGACAAACAGUUUGUAGAAGGUUUAAGUGGACAGGACGCUAAAGAAAACAGGAAAAAUGCCGAAACCAAUCAAUGUCAGAGUAACCACAAUGGAUGCAGAGUUGGAAUUUGCCAUCCAGCCCAACACAACAGGCAAGCAGCUAUUUGAUCAGGUGGUGAAAACUGUUGGUCUUCGUGAAGUCUGGUUUUUUGGGCUGCAGUAUGUGGACAGCAAAGGCUACUCAACCUGGCUGAAGCUAAAUAAAAAGGUAACACAGCAAGACGUAAGGAAAGAAAACCCUUUGCAGUUUAAGUUCAGGGCCAAGUUUUUCCCAGAGGAUGUAUCAGAAGAACUAAUUCAGGAAAUAACUCAGAGACUUUUCUUCCUGCAAGUCAAAGAAGCGAUCCUAAAUGAUGAAAUAUAUUGCCCACCGGAAACUGCAGUUCUUCUGGCUUCUUACGCUGUCCAGUCCAAGUAUGGAGACUACAGUAAGGAGAUACAUAAACUAGGCUACCUAGCCAAUGACAGACUUCUCCCUCAGCGGGUGUUAGAACAGCACAAACUGACAAAAGAACAGUGGGAAGAAAGAAUACAGAACUGGCAUGAAGAGCACAGAGGAAUGUUAAGGGAAGAUUCCAUGAUGGAAUACCUUAAGAUAGCACAAGACUUGGAAAUGUAUGGAGUCAACUAUUUUGAAAUAAAGAAUAAAAAAGGAACUGAAUUGUGGCUAGGAGUUGAUGCUUUGGGUCUGAAUAUAUAUGAACACGAUGAUAAGCUGACACCCAAGAUUGGUUUUCCUUGGAGUGAAAUAAGAAACAUCUCUUUCAAUGACAAAAAAUUUGUCAUAAAGCCAAUUGACAAGAAGGCCCCUGAUUUUGUUUUUUAUGCACCCCGGCUGAGAAUUAACAAGCGAAUUUUGGCACUGUGUAUGGGAAAUCAUGAAUUGUACAUGAGAAGGAGGAAACCUGAUACAAUUGAGGUGCAGCAGAUGAAGGCCCAAGCUCGAGAGGAGAAACAUCAGAAACAAUUGGAAAGGGCACAAUUAGAAAAUGAGAAGAAGAAAAGGGAGAUAGCAGAAAAGGAAAAGGAAAGAAUAGAAAGAGAAAAGGAGGAAUUAAUGGAACGCUUAAGACAAAUUGAGGAACAAACAAUGAAAGCACAGAAAGAGCUCGAGGAACAGACUCGAAGAGCUCUUGAACUGGAUCAAGAACGAAAGCGUGCAAAAGAGGAAGCAGAGCGCCUGGAAAGAGAGCGCCGAGCAGCUGAAGAAGCUAAAGCUGCCCUAGCCAAGCAGGCAGCUGAUCAAAUGAAGAACCAAGAGCAGCUGGCAGCAGAACUUGCUGAAUUCACUGCCAAGAUUGCACUUCUAGAGGAGGCCAAGAAAAAGAAAGAAGAGGAAGCCUCAGAAUGGCAGCACAAAGCCUUUGCAGCCCAAGAGGACUUGGAAAAGACCAAAGAAGAGCUGAAAUCUGUGAUGUCUGCUCCUCCUCCGCCUCCUCCCCCACCAGUUAUUCCUCCAACAGAGAAUGAACACGAUGAACACGAUGAGAACAAUGCUGAAGCCAGUGCAGAACUGUCUUCUGACGGUGUCAUGAAUCACAGGAGUGAGGAAGAGCGGGUAACAGAAACACAGAAAAACGAACGCGUUAAGAAACAACUCCAGGCUUUAAGUUCUGAGUUGGCUCAAGCCAGAGAUGAAACCAAGAAAACACAAAACGAUGUCCUUCAUGCUGAGAAUGUUAAAGCAGGCCGUGAUAAGUACAAGACUCUUCGACAAAUCCGACAAGGCAAUACAAAGCAGCGUAUUGAUGAGUUUGAAGCAAUGUGAGAGCUGUUAUUUUGCAUUUAUGUUCCUCCUAAAGCUGAACCACCAACAGAGAGAAAAAAAAAAAGCAGGCCUUUGCAGAUCUGAUGGAUUGCACCCCACUUUGCCAAAGCACUUCAUACCAGUUUGAUUACAGUGGCUAUGAGACAAAUUUAAGGGAAGCCAUUCAACAGUGAGGCAGUCUGUCAUCUCUAACUUUUUGGGGGGAGGGAGGGUGUGGAUAAUGAGAGCAGUUUUUUUUUCCCCCACCAUGUUUUCAGGUGUUUUUUUCCCCCCACCAUGUUUUCAGGUGGUUUUUUCCCCCCACCAUGUUUUCAGGUGG
This is a messenger RNA of Dryobates pubescens (Downy woodpecker), 2412 nucleotides long. It is a transcript of the gene RDX, whose product is annotated as radixin. The record is from RefSeq and is a predicted model, not a curated record. Gene Ontology annotation, molecular function: cell adhesion molecule binding; actin binding. Gene Ontology annotation, cellular component: adherens junction; plasma membrane; apical part of cell. Lineage: Eukaryota; Metazoa; Chordata; Aves; Piciformes; Picidae. Bases 342 to 2093 code for a protein of 583 amino acids. The transcript is spliced from 14 exons. Gene Ontology annotation, biological process: positive regulation of protein localization to early endosome; regulation of organelle assembly; regulation of cell shape.